Molecule: messenger RNA, 644 nt
Organism: Ananas comosus (pineapple)
Lineage: Eukaryota; Viridiplantae; Streptophyta; Magnoliopsida; Poales; Bromeliaceae
Product: mitochondrial import receptor subunit TOM6 homolog
Exons: 2
Coding region: 88-252 (54 amino acids)
Cellular component (GO): mitochondrial outer membrane translocase complex
Source: RefSeq, a predicted model, not a curated record
CGGGGCGCUUCUAGGGUUUUUGUUGUUUUUUUGGGGUGUUGAGGAGCGAGGAAGCAGAAGCAGAAGCCGAAGCCGAAGCCGAAGAAGAUGUUUCUGGGAGCGAUACCGCGGCGCCCGGACAAGGCGACGGCGUACAAGCAGCUGAAGACGCACCUGGCGAUAAUGGGGACGUGGAUCGCCGUUAUCCGCGUCACCCCCUACAUCCUCCACUUCCUCACCCAGGAGAAAGAGGAGCUCAAGUUCGAAUUCUAAUGGCGAUCUCCUUCCUUAUCUUCUUCAUCACCUCCCCCACCCCCACUUUCUCCUCAGAUGCUUGAUCAUAGUGGAUUUAUGUGACCGGGCAUCUCGAGAGAGAAGGAAAUAGUACCUUAGCUGGAUAUUUGUUUGCAGUUCACCUGCAAGAACUCUAUGUGAGACUUCAGUGUCUUUGUUGCUUGUUAACAAUAGUUAAUGAUUAUCGAGUGUUGCUUCUGUUUGUUUGUCUAAAUCUAUGCAUUCUUGUUCUGCAUUCUGGCCUUGGAUGACCUCUUCUUCUUUUUUUUUUCCCUUAAAUCGGAAUAGCGUCUAUCAUGCUUUUGAUGGUUUGAUUGAAUCUGAUUAAUACACGGUUUGAAUGGUAAAACCAGCCAUGAGCACCAGUAAAA